Molecule: messenger RNA, 4360 nt
Organism: Synchiropus splendidus (mandarinfish)
Lineage: Eukaryota; Metazoa; Chordata; Actinopteri; Syngnathiformes; Callionymidae
Product: neuropilin and tolloid-like protein 2
Exons: 10
Coding region: 222-2069 (615 amino acids)
Molecular function (GO): protein binding
Source: RefSeq, a predicted model, not a curated record
GCUGAGGAGCGCAGCUCAGUGCAGACACGAAGACGCUCCUCUUCAUCUCCUCCUCUCCUGCCGCGCUCCUUUGGAUUUCAUCCUCCGGUCACAUGACUCGCGGAUUUACUGCCGCCGUGGAAAAGUUUGCGUCCACGUCUGCGUGGACACGGAGCAUGGACGCGCCGCGGGAGAAGCUGUGAUUCAUUCUGGGAGGAUUUGGGCAGAGGACGCGCGUGGAGAUGCACAGAGCGUGGAUUCUCUUGGUGCUGGUGGAAGAAGCCUUGGCUCUGACGCAGCGGACCAAAGACUCGCUGAGCGAUCACAGCAACCAGAACCCCAACCAGAACGAAUGUGGCACGUGGGUGCGCAACAUCAACGGCGGCGUCUUCACCUCGCCCAACUACCCCAGCACCUACCCGCCCAACAAGGAGUGCGUGUACAUCCUGGAAGCUCUGCCCAGACAGAGGAUCCAGCUGGCCUUCGAUAAGAACUACUACAUGGAGCCGUCCUUCGAGUGCCGCUUCGACCACAUCGAGAUCCGCGACGGCCCCUUCGGCUUCUCCCCGCUCAUCGAGCGCUUCUGCGGCGGCAAGAACCCGGGCCUGGUCACCUCCACGGGCCGCUUCAUGUGGAUCAAGUUCACCAGCGACGAAGAGCUGGAGGGCCUGGGCUUCAGGGUCAAGUACACCUUCAUCGCAGACCCUGAUUUCCAUCUGCACGUGGGCGGACUGCUGAACCCCAUCCCAGAUUGCCAGUUUGAGAUCGGAGGAUCCGACGGAAUCAUCCGCUCCAGUCAGGUGGACAGUGACGAGCGCGUGAAGCCAGGUGAAGCUCUGGACUGCAUCUGGACCAUCAGAGCGCCGCCACAGUCCAAGAUCUACCUGCGCUUCAUGGAGUACCAGAUGGAGCACUCCAACGAGUGCAAGAAGAACUUUGUGGCCAUUUACGACGGCAGCAGCGCCAUCGAGAACCUGAAGGCCAAGUUCUGCAGCACCGUGGCCAACGACGUGAUGCUGGAGAGCGGCGUGGGCGUGGUGCGCAUGUGGGCCGACGAGAAGAGCCGACUCAGCCGCUUCCGCAUGCUCUUCACCUCCUUCGUCGACCCGCCCUGUUCUGGCAACACCUUCUUCUGCCACAGCAACAUGUGCAUCAACAACUCUCUGGUGUGCAACGGGGUCCAGAACUGCGUGUACCCCUGGGACGAGAAUCAUUGCAAAGAGAAGCGAUCCAAGGGUCUCUUCCACCAGAUCACCAAGACGCACGGCACCGUCAUCGGCGUCUCGUCUGGCAUCGUGCUGGUCCUGCUGAUCAUCUCCAUCCUGGUGCAGAUGAAGCAGCCCAGGAAGAAGGUGGUUGCUCGCCGGCCCGGAGUCUUCAACAAGGCCGGCUUCCAGGAAGUCUUCGACCCGCCUCACUACGAGCUGUUCUCCCUGCGUGACAAGGAGAUGUCGUCGGACAUGGCCGACCUGUCGGAGGAGCUGGACAGCUUCCACAAGCUGCGCCGCUCCUCCACCAUGUCCCGCUGCGUGCACGAGCACCACUGCGGCUCCCAGGGCUCGGUGGCCACGGCGGGCGGGAGCAUGAAGCACAGCCGCACCACGCUCAGCUCCAUGGAACUCUCCUACCACAACGACUUCUCCAAGCCGCCGCCCAUGAAGACCUUCAACUCCACCGGCAGCUACAAGAAGAGCUGCUACGGCUACAAGCAGCACUCACAGACUCACGACUGCGACCAGCAGGUCAUCGAGGACCGGGUCACCGAGGAGAUACCCUGCGAGAUCUACGGCCGCGGCGCAGGAGUGGGCGGAGCCACGGGCGGGGUGCUCAUGAGCGGCGGGGGCCCCUCGGGAAUGGCCGGAGGAACCCUCGGGGGGGCGGUGGGGAUCGCCGGAGGGGUCUCAAUGGGAGGGGCCAUGGGGAUGCCGGGACCCAGCGGCAUCACCGGAGGCAUCGGCGGCGGCAUGGCCGGCACCAUGGCCGGCACCAUGGCCGGGGCCUGUGGAACCCUCGCCACCCUGCGGGGCACGAGCGCUCGCAACAGCACCGCCAUCGUGGAUCCCCAGCGCUCCAUGUCCAUGGACUUCUAGGCCGAAAGAGAAGAACCACAGACUGAGCCCGGCCUUGGUUCCGUGUCUCCUUCAUCAGCAUGCAGACUUCUCCACCGAGACACUGAGGGAGUCGCUCCUGCCACCCGACGAUAUAGCAGCGCUAGUGCCAAUAAGUUAUUCUCUAUUUUUGUCUGUGUUCUGUGAAAAAACACCAGUAUUUACCCAAGCCCCGGGACCAACUGCACCCGGUCCAGACGCCCGAGGGAUCAGAACCCUCCACACACCCCUCACCCGUGCUCUCCUCCUGUGUCCCCGCCCCCCGCUGGAAGGAGGCUCCUCCCCUCCCACAGACCAUCUCCACUGAGUCGCCGGCGUGUGACCAGGGGUGAAUCUUUUGUUACUCUUGCAGAUGUUUCACGCAGAUGACAGUGAGGUGAGACUGGAGCAGGACGUGUGACCCCCGGACGCAACCGCUCUGACACCGUGAAGCACAAGAGCGUGGAACCAGGAGGCGUCCCUCACGAAGCCAGCACACGCUCCCCCAGGCACGGGCCGUCACGUCCCGCCCGCAGACUCUUGUGAGGGGCCGAAACACAGACGAAUGAGGGCCGUCACUGGAAAUGUGCUGCUGAAAAUGUUGCGAAACCAGACGGGACAAAAGGAAACAACAGGGUUCGGUUUAAAAUAUGUCGACAAUGUGUUAUUAAAGUUAAUAUUCCUUUUAUUUAAAAAUUCUGAAUCAUGAAGAAUAGGCCCAUGUAGCAGUGAAUGUCUUGCUAACAGAAGUGUGGGUAAAUCAUGUCGCCGUCAUAGAAGGGCACUUUUUCUCCAAUACAUUUACUCAAAUGAGACGAGAUUCAUUGAAUUCAGCAUUUAAUACAACUAUUUACUGGAGGAAAUGUGGGGAAAAAGUCCUAAACAUUUGUCCAACAGUGGUGAGUGCAGUGACCUUGUGGGCCACACAGUGGUGCUAUAACUCGUGAUGAGCUGGUGAGGCUUCAUGAAACAGUGUCCUCAUGUUCUGAGCCACUGGAUGGCGCUGUCCGCCCUGAAAUCUUUGGAUCUGAGCAGCCAUUUGAAUGAAACCUUGCAUCAACUUCAGGCUGGGAGCGCCACCUGCUGAGCUCUGCUGUAUCGUGAAGCCUCAUCACCCUGUCACUCACAGCACGAGCAAUUCAAGGCUGAUUUAGCAUGUGCUGUUGACUGGUUCACCCAGCCGGGAGCCUGUUCUCGGGUUUAAAUCCAAAUAACUGGAUCUUAAGUCCACUGGCACCUGAUCCUCAUGAGCCACAGUUUUCCUGGGGCGACGUCGCCUCUGCUGGCGAGAGGCUCAUGGCUCGGCCUGAGACGUGGAGUAGAGCUGAGGAUUCUGCUGAGACAGGAACAGGAUUUGGAGCUCUGCCUGCUCCUCCUGCGCUCACCCCGACUCAUGUCCUGCCACUGGGAGGUCCGGCUGGUGGAAGUCUUCUCUGCAGGCUCACUGGAGUGGACGCAGCCCGAGAGCCCACCCCACCCCCCCAACCCCCAGCGACGACAUGGCUGUUACCACAUGAAUAACAAUGUAGUUUUGUAGCGAGGCCACGCGGGGAACACAGAGGCUUAUUUUAGCUUAAAAAAAAGGAGGAAGAGCGUCCGGUGUGAUUUUAGUGAAACAGUGUGAUGAACCCUCCCAACCGUUCCCUCAGAUGUGGAGUCAGACAAGCACAAGCUGUGUCCCCCGAGAGACCAGUGCUGGAGCCACUGACGCCUGUUUGAGUUCAUCGUGUUUGAUUAAAGAGAAAUUCCUCACCAGCGCAUGAAGUGGUUCUUUAGCAGGUGAAGCUGCCGAGAGACUCGUUGUUCAGUCUGAGUGGAGAGGAGGGCCAAGUCAGUGAUGAAGUCAUGAGGCUUCAUGAAACCGUGUCCUCAUUUUCAGAGGUCUAGAAUGAUGUGUGGUUUCAGUGUACAAAUCCAGAGAUUUUAGAGCAGACGGCGCCAUCUGGAGGGCUCUGAAAGUGAGGCUUCAUGAAGCCUCAUCAGCCUGUCAGGAUCCUCUGUCUUGUUUGUGCACCAUGUGUAACCGCAUCACGACUUCACUCUUCAGUUGAGUUACACUGAUUUUAUCCAGGUUUCACACGUGUCACUGCCCUAUUUGCUUCUUCAUCCCAUUUUGCUUCCAGGGCUCAGGUUUAUAACGUCAUUUCCUGUCCACAUGCGCACAUGGGUGCAGCUGCUUGACACAUAAAUUAGAAUAUAAUUAGCAACGUCAUUAGGCCACGCCUCACUACACACUCGUAUUUCAUCAAGAGAAGCAGAAUUUGAAUUACUAAAUUACUACGCCGACGCAUUAA